Entrophospora sp. SA101 is the source of this 966-nucleotide messenger RNA. The record is from the annotation of a GenBank genome assembly. Lineage: Eukaryota; Fungi; Glomeromycota; Glomeromycetes; Entrophosporales; Entrophosporaceae.
AUGCCAAAGGCAAAAAGAAACGAUUAUGGAAUGAUAAAAUUCUCUCUCAAUAAUAGAAGCGGUCGUGGUGGUAGUCAUUAUAACAACCGACCUCCAACCACCACUAAUAAUAAAGACAACAACCUUAACGUAAUCUUUUCUCUAAACGAAGGGGAGAUCGACGACGAUAAGUUGUUAGAAAAUCCACCAUGUAAAAUACAUUUUUCUAGUAUAGAGGAGCUUAUUUCUCCAUCCACGAAAAGUAGAUCAUAUAAUAAAUCACAAAAAGAUCCAACAGGAAAAAUACAUAUUCCUAGGCCGCAAAAUGCAUUUGUGCUCUUCAGAAAAAAUCACAGCGAGGGCCUUAAAAAUCGAAAGAAAAGCGACCGUACAGCCGGUAAAAUCUCAACAAGUGCUAAAGAGGAGUGGGAUAAUGUCUCUUCGCAAGAGCUUAUUUCUCCAUCCACGAAAAGUAGAUCAUAUAAUAAAUCACAAAAAGAUCCAACAGGAAAAAUACAUAUUCCUAGGCCGCAAAAUGCAUUUGUGCUCUUCAGAAAAAAUCACAGCGAGGGCCUUAAAAAUCGAAAGAAAAGCGACCGUACAGCCGGUAAAAUCUCAACAAGUGCUAAAGAGGAGUGGGAUAAUGUCUCUUCGCAAACAUAUCAAUUAUACCAACAAUUUUACGAAAUUUUGUAUCUAGAACAAUUCCAAAAUCCUAACAUGAACCAAGAUUUCGACCAACCACAACAAUACCAACAACUUCCAUAUGCGCAACUUCAAUAUAUGCCGGAUGUGAUGAUCACGUCACCCGAAGAAUGUUUAAUCCCUAAUUCUGCUGUUGAAAGUUCCCCUACUUCAACAAGCUUUUCAGAGUUGGAAUCACCGGAGAUUGAAUAUUAUCAAUAUUCAAAUAUACACGAUUCCCCACUCUUUCCAGAGAUCGAGUUAUCUCGAUCUGUUUUCGAUAAUGAUGAAUCGAAAUAUUAA